Molecule: messenger RNA, 396 nt
Organism: Nicotiana tabacum (common tobacco)
Lineage: Eukaryota; Viridiplantae; Streptophyta; Magnoliopsida; Solanales; Solanaceae
Source: RefSeq, a predicted model, not a curated record
AUGUCGCCGUACAAAUUGGUGUUUGGGAAAGCGUGUCACUUAACAGUGGAGUUUGAGCAUAGAGCCUUGUGGGCAUUGAGGCAAUUAAAUCUCGACAUAGAAGAGGCGGGUACAAGUAGAGUCACUGAGUUGCACGAGCUGGAUGAGAGCGCAAGACUAUAUAAGGGGAGAAUGAAGAUGAUGCACGACAAAAAUAUUAUUGAGCGGAACUUUAAACCUAGAUAUAUGGUAUUGUUGUACAAUUCAAGAUUGAGGUUGUUUCCAGGCAAGUUGAAGUCAAGAUGGCCGGGACCAUUUCGUGUGGUAGAGACGCAUCCAACUGGAGCCGUCGAGAUUACAAUGGAAGAUGGCUCCCGCAAGGUUAAAUUUAAUGGACAAAGGCUAAAACCUUACUAG